AUGUAAAUUAUAUUCUUAAUUAUCUGCAUUGUUACAUAUGCCAAUUGCAAAUUAAAAGUAAUUAGACCUGCAGAAUUAGUGGAUCGUAUGGGAUCAAAAGUAAACAUGGCACUCGCUAAUUUUGGGUUUUAAGUGAUUUUUAUCAAAUUAGAUAAAUUCCAUUUGGACAUAGAUUAAUGGGCUAUGUUGAGAUGGCUGAUCCUUAUGAUGGAUGCAGUGCUCUUAAACCUAGUUAUGGAAGUCAAUUUGUUCUAAUAGAGAGAGGAAACUGUACUUUUGUGACUAAGGUGAAGAAUGCACAGAAUGCUGGAUAUAUGUUAGCUAUUAUAGGGAAUCAUAAUGAUGAGCCAUUAGAAUCUGAUUUUGUUAUGGCAGAUGAUGGUCAUGGAUACUCAGUAAAUAAUUUAAAGAAAUGUUAUAGGUUAAUAUUCCAUCAAUAUUUAUUACAUUAAGAGAUUUUAAUAUAAUGAAAGAGUAUGCUACUAGAAAAUUUUAUAGUGAAAAUUAAGAUGAUUAGGUUUUUAUUUUAGUUAAAUUUGAUGUUGAAAAGAGGGAUUAAAUUGAUGUAGUGUUGAGUUUGGAUGUAAAGGAUGGAGAUUCAUAUAGAGUAAUUGAUGAAUUCUCUUAAUUUUAUAAAAUAUUAAAAAAUGAGAAUGUAAAUUAUACUUUGGUUUAUUAAAUUUUCAAUGCUAAUGAAACAUAAACAGAUUAUUAUAUAGAUACAGAUAAUUGUAUAUGUUCAAGAAGAUAUUGUUCAAUGGAUCCAGAUGGAGAUGGCAUAGCAUCAGGAAGAAAUUUAAUUGAAGAAGCUAUUAGAUAAACAUGCAUCUUUAAACAUUAUCCAGAUAACUUUUUUGAUUAUAUGGUAAAAUUUAAUAUUAAUAUUAGGAUUAAUUUAAUUUAUAAUGCACAAAAGCUCAAGCAUAUUCUACUUGUGGAAGUAAAAUAAUAACAAAUUUGAAAAUAUAAGCAGAUGAAAUAAAUAAAUGUAGAGAUGACUCAUUUAGGGAUACUAUUAAUCAUGAGAGAACUUAAAAUUUAUCAAAUGCUUAUAAUUCUAUUUUAGAGCAUUAAUUAUUAUUGAUAGAGAAAGCUGGAAUGAUUGGAGUACCUUCAGUAGUUGUAAAUUCAAUUGUUUAUAAAGGAUAAUUAACAGGUAAUGGAAUUUUUGGUGAAAUUUGUAAUAGUAAUUUAAAUAUUUUAAUUUAUAGGUUUUAUAUAUCCACCUUCAAUUUGUAUGAAUGAAAUAGAUGACUAUGAUACACUUGAAAAUAAUGGUUAUCAUUAACUAAUUUUGGUUAUUCUUUUUAUUUCAAUUUUAAUAGCUAUUUUUAUCUUUAUUUUAUAUUUAUUGUUUAAGAAAUUUGUGAAAAGAGAUAGUGUUGAAGUUACAUAAGUUUAAGUUAAUGAAAUGGUUAGUCAAUAUAUUAAAUUUUAUGAAGGAAAAGAUUAAUAAAAACAAAAUUCUUUUUGA
Molecule: messenger RNA, 1474 nt
Organism: Paramecium pentaurelia
Lineage: Eukaryota; Ciliophora; Oligohymenophorea; Peniculida; Parameciidae
Source: the annotation of a GenBank genome assembly